Molecule: messenger RNA, 2874 nt
Organism: Daucus carota subsp. sativus
Lineage: Eukaryota; Viridiplantae; Streptophyta; Magnoliopsida; Apiales; Apiaceae
Product: probable methyltransferase PMT5
Exons: 10
Coding region: 635-2461 (608 amino acids)
Cellular component (GO): cytoplasm
Molecular function (GO): methyltransferase activity
Source: RefSeq, a predicted model, not a curated record
AAGCAACCUAACCUAGUCCUAGUAUUGUGUGUGUGUUUGGAUCUAACUCAACUCAACUAACUCAUGUGUCCAGUUACAAGCUCCAGAGCCACUCCCUUUCCAAUUUUAGAACUCAUAGUUUAACGAAUAACCGGAUUUACUGGCACCCAAUAUAGCUAUAACCAACCCCUCUCUCUCUCUCUCUCUCUCCCUCUCUCCCUCUCUCUCUCUCUCUCUCCUGUUCAUCUAUCACAACCAACUCCAUUCCCUCUUCUGUACAUACAUUGUCUCUUCCAUCAACCACCCACCUGGAUCAUUCACAUUUCUGGUAAAACUCAAACCCUUCUUUUUGUACAAUUUGGAAUCAAAUGCAGUACUGAUCUGUCCAGAUAAUUCUUGGGUUAUGAAAAAGAUUGUUUUUUUUGGAUGAUAGGAUCUGAAUUUGGUUGUUUCAGUUAUUGAAAUUGGAUGCUUGCUUGAUCAGUUUCUAUUUCAUAAUUUAGUUGGGGGAUGAUUAGUAGGUUUCCUGAUUACAACUUGUUUUAAUGCUUAUGGAAGUGAGCAUAUAUGUUAUGAUUGGUUAUGGUUUUAAUGCUUUCUGGAAAUUUAGGGUCAAAAGGUAGUGUUUCUCUUGGAGGGCUUGUUGAGUUUGGAUAUGAGAGGCCCCUGGUUCAAGAGACUCUUAAGAGUUUCUGGUCCUAGACCCUUUUUAAUCUUAUGUCUUGUUUCUGCUUUUAUACUUAUUGCAUUAUUGGGGCCUUCGGCUUCUGGGGACUUUGGGCGUGUUAAUUCUACUGCAAGACCAGAUAUUUACUCCGGUUAUAGAAGAUUAAAGGAGCAAGCAACUAGCGAUUAUUUGGAACUAAGGUCUCUUUCAUUAGGAGCUAAUCGUCUCAAAGACAUUCCUCUUUGUAAUAAGGAAAGAGAGAAUUUUGUUCCCUGCUAUAAUGUGUCGAGAAAUUUAUUAUUGGGUUUUAAAGACGGGGAGGAGUUUGAUCGUCAUUGUGGUGUAUCGGAUGAUCGCCAAAACUGUUUGAUUCGUCCUCCAAAUAACUAUAAGGCUCCCUUAAGUUGGCCAGCUGGCAGAGAUAUUAUAUGGAGUGCCAAUGUGAAGAUAACCAAAGAUCAGUUUCUUUCUUCUGGAAGCAUGACCAAAAGGUUGAUGUUGCUAGAGGAAAAUCAAAUCGCUUUCCACUCAGAAGAUGGAGUUGUCUUUGAUGGUGUUAAAGAUUACUCACGCCAAAUUGCAGAGAUGAUAGGCUUGGCGAGUGAUGCCGAAUUUCGUCAGGCUGGGGUUCACACUAUAUUAGACAUCGGCUGCGGGUUUGGUAGCUUUGGAGCCCACUUGCUCUCACUUAAGUUGAUGGCUGUCUGUAUGGCAGCAUAUGAGUCAACUGGUAGCCAAGUUCAGUUGGCCCUCGAAAGAGGUCUUCCUGCUGUUAUUGGAAACUUCAUUUCCAAACAGCUUCCAUUUCCAUCUUUGUCGUAUGACAUGGUUCACUGUGCUCAGUGUGGCAUUCUUUGGGAGGACAAAGAUGGCAUGUUCCUUAUAGAAGUUGACCGCCUGUUAAAACCUGGAGGUUACUUUGUCUUGACGUCACCAGCAAACAGAGUACAAGGAGGUUCCAUAAGACGAAUUGAAGUGUUCACACAGAAACUUUGUUGGAUUCUCUUAGCUCAGCAAGACGAGACUUUUGUCUGGCAGAAAACAGCAGAUGCUCAAUGCUAUAGUAGCAAGCAGGAUGCUCUAACUUCUUGUCAAGAAAAACGCGAAAUCCAAUCGUAUUACCCGCCACUAGCAUAUUGCAUAAGUGGGACUACUAGUCAGCGUUGGAUUCCGAUUCAGAAUCGAUCUUCUAGCUUCCCUCUGAGCUCUACUGAAGUUGAAGUUCAUGGCGUGCUUCAUGAAGAAUACCUUGAAGACUUGGAUUAUUGGAAAUCAGUGCUAAAAAAUUACUGGUCUUUGCUUACACCCUUGAUAUUCUCCGAUCAUCCUAAGAGGCCAGGCGAAGAAGAUCCAUUGCCUCCCUAUAACAUGAUAAGGAAUGUGUUAGACAUGAAUGCUCAUUAUGGAGGUCUAAAUGCCGCAUUUCUUGAAGCUAGAAAGUCGGCAUGGGUGAUGAAUGUUGUUCCUAUCAGGGAACGUAAUACACUUCCACUUAUAACUGAUCAAGGCUUUGCUGGUGUAUAUCAUGACUGGUGUGAGCCCUUUCCAACCUAUCCACGGACAUAUGACUUGCUCCAUGCGAAUGGACUCCUCUCACACCUUGAGUCGGAAAGUUGCAGUUUGACAGACCUACUCUUUGAGAUGGACCGUAUACUGCGACCUGAAGGGUGGAUAGUUCUUUCGGAUAAAUUGGGACCUAUAGAGAAGGCUCGCAUGCUUGCUACAGAAAUACGCUGGGAGGCAAGGGUGAUCGAUCUUCAGAAUGGCAGCGACCAACGCCUCCUUGUUUGCCAGAAGCCAUUUGUGAGGAAAUAAUUGUUCAAUCUAAGGAAGGUGCACUUCCUACAGCUCCUUCAGUUCUUUCCCUGCCAAGUGUGGAAGCUGGGCUAGUUAUGGGAUAGCUAAACGCCUGACUAUCCGAAAGUUCAUAUGUGAGCGUAUGCUGGAUAUGACACUCAGCAAUAUUGAAAUUCUUCAAGGCACAGGUGGGAUCUAUAAUGACAUAGUGUAUAAUAAUUACUGAACAACAAAGUCUGGUUUGCCAGUAGAUCAUUUUUUUGCACAGGCCCGCCAUGAUCUUUCAACACAAGGUUUUGCAUAUAUUACAAUUUGAAAUAGAAGUUUGUGAGAAUCUUAGUAUAGGGACAGUUUUGCUUCAGAUAUCGCUGCAAAUAAUUCUCCUCUAGAGGACUUUGUAGCAGUUUCUUUUAUCCAUCCAUUUUCCGCAA